CUAACAGUGGCACUACAGCAUGGACACUCAACAAAGUAACAAGGCCCAUCGAGGGGGGUCGUCGAGAACCACAGCAAAGAAGAAGUUGCAUCAAAAUGGACUGAACGCAAAGGCAUUCGCUGUGAAUGCCCCAAGAAAGUUGGAAAGGCAAGCCAGAAGAUCUCAAGAUGUUAAUGAAAAAAAGUUGCAUGUGCCGAUGGUGGAUAGAACACCUGAUGACGAUCCUCCACCUGUGAUUGUGGCCGUCGUAGGUCCACCAGGUACCGGUAAGACCACCUUGAUCAAGUCCUUGAUCAAGAGAUUGGCCAAGACCACCCUUACUGAAAUCAAAGGUCCCAUCACCAUUGUCAGUGGUAAGAGAAGAAGAUUGACCUUUAUUGAAGUAGGAAAUGACUUGAACUCUAUGAUUGAUGCUGCCAAGAUUGCUGAUCUAGUUUUGAUGUUAAUCGACGGUAACUACGGACUUGAGAUGGAAACCAUGGAAUUCUUAAAUAUUGCCCAACAUCAUGGUAUGCCUCGUGUUCUAGGAGUAGCCACGCAUUUGGAUUUGUUCAAGUCCCAGAGUACCUUGAGGACCUCAAAGAAGAGAUUGAAGCACCGGUUCUGGACUGAAGUCUAUCAAGGUGCAAAACUAUUCUACCUUUCGGGUGUCAUGAAUGGAAGAUACCCAGACAGAGAAAUUUUGAAUUUAAGUAGAUUUAUCUCAGUUAUGAAGUUCAGACCUUUGAAGUGGAGAAACGAACAUCCCUACCUUUUGGCUGAUAGAAUUACCGAUUUAACACAUCCACAAGACAUAGCAGACAAUCCAAAGUGUGAUAGAAAAGUAGCUAUCUAUGGUUACUUGCAUGGUACCCCCUUACCUGCUCAAGAUGCCCAUAUUCAUAUCACAGGUGUUGGUGAUUAUCAUGUUCAGUCUGUCGAAAAGUUACCAGAUCCAUGUCCAACCCCAUACUACGAGCAAAAAUUGGAUGAGUUAGAAAGAGAAAAGGCCAAAGAGCAAGCAGAAAAAGAAGGUACAGUGGCCAAAACUACCAGAAGAAGAAAGAGAUUGGAAGACAGACAAAAGAUCAUCUAUGCCCCAAUGUCCGAUGUAGGUGGUGUUUUAGUCGACAAAGAUGCUGUAUAUAUCGACGUUGGAGCUAAGGAGUCCUUUGCUCCUGGUGAAGAAAAUGAUGGAGAAGGUGAAAGAUUGGUGACUGAUUUACAAGAAGUCCAAAAGACCAUGGCCGAGAGAUUCGAGGAAGGUCCUGGUUUGCAAUUAUUCUCUUCAUCCAAAGCAUUGAAUGAGGUCGAUUCCGAAGAAGAACAGGAAGAAGGGGGCUUGUUAUCGGACCUUGAAGAAGAGGAGCAAGAGAGUAACGGAAAUAUCGGAAGAACAUCCAUGAGAAAGCCAAGGAUCUACGGUAAAUCGGUACAAGAAGACGACGAGUUUGACAAUGAAUUAUCUGAAGAUGAAGAAGAUGAAGAAGGUUUGAGAGAGCCCAAGUUAGUUGAAAUUGAUUUCAACAACAAUAAGUAUAAAGAAGAUGAAUUGGAAUUCGUCGAGGAUUCUUCUUUAUCUUCGGAUGAGGAUGAAAAUGGCUACAGAACUACAGCCAGAAAGUUGAAGGCACAAGCUCAAAGAAGAUGGGAUAUUAACAAGAUCCUCUACUUAAAUAAUAUCGAACCUUCAGAAGUCAUUAGAAGAUGGAAAGCAGAACAACGUGUGGAAGAAGAUGAAGAAGAAGAAGACAUUGAAGAGGACGAUGAUCAAUUCUUUAAGAAGAAGUCAACUCAAGAAUCGAGUGCAGACUUGGAUCAAUUUGUCCCAUCAUAUCCUUCUGUGGAUGAACUCAAAAUUAAGUUCAAUGCUGAUGCUACCAGUGAUGACGAAGAAUACGAGAAUGGAUACAAAUUCUUGAAGUCAAGAUUCUUGGUUGCUCCAAAGGUUGGUGAUAGUAAUGGGGAAGAUGGUGAUGGUCAAGGUGAGGGUGAUGACGAUGAGGAAGUGUAUGGUGAUUUUGAAGAUUUGGAGGAUCAAGACAAUAAUGCAGAUGAAGGCGACUCCAACGAAGACGACUUUGCCGACUUCGAUGCAGAAGAAGAAAAUGACGAGCUUGAUGAACAACCAGAAGAAGAAGAAGAAGAUGAUGAUGAAAACAUGACGGUUGAAGAGAAGAGAAGUCUUAAUGCAACUAAGAAAGCAAAAUUACAGCUUCAAUUCGAAGAAGAAGAAGAUCGUGAAUUUGGUGCAAAUGACCCUGAAGGUGACACCGAGGCCGACACUUGGUACGAAUUUCAAAAGAACAAAAUGGCCAAGCAAUUGGAAAUUAAUAAAGCUGAGUAUGAACAAAUGGACCAAGCUACCAGAAUCAAAAUUGAAGGUUACAAAGCUGGUUCUUACGUUAAGAUUGUUUUCAACAACAUUCCUUGCGAAUUCAUUGACAACUUACAGCCAGAAUAUCCCCUUGUAUUAGGUGGUCUUUUGGCUACUGAGUCCAGAUUUGGAAUAAUGAACGUCAGAAUCAGAAGACAUCGUUGGCACAAGAAGAUCCUUAAAUCUUCCGAUCCAUUAAUUCUUAGUUUGGGUUGGAGAAGAUUCCAGACUUUGCCAAUAUAUACUACUUCAGAUUCCAGAACCAGAAACAGAAUGUUGAAAUACACUCCCGAGCAUGCUUACUGCUUUGCAUCUUUCUAUGGUCCUUUAGUCGCUCCAAACACGACUUUCGUUGGUUUCAACUUGGUUGAUAACCAAUCUACCACUGGUUCGUUCAGAGUUGCAGCUACAGGUAUCGUUGAAGAUUUGAACUCAUCUGUUGAAAUAGUCAAGAAGUUGAAAUUGGUUGGUUUCCCAUACAAGGUUUUCCGUAAUACAGCUUUCAUCAAGGAUAUGUUCACUAACUCUUUGGAAGUCGCUAAGUUCGAAGGUGCAUCUAUUAGGACUGUCUCAGGAAUAAGAGGUGAAAUCAAGCGUGCCUUAUCAAAACCUGAAGGGCACUUCAGAGCUACUUUUGAAGAUAAGAUUUUGAUGAGUGAUACUAUUUUCUUGAAGACUUGGUACCCGGUCAAGGUCAAGAAGUUUUACAAUCCAGUGACUUCUUCGUUAUUGAACAAACACACUGAAUGGAGAGGAAUGAGGUUAACCGGUCAAGUGAGAGCUGAACAAAAUAUCGCUACACCAUUGAACCAGGAUAGUGCUUAUAAGAAGAUCGAAAGAGUGGAAAGAAGAUUCAAUGCAUUAAAGGUUCCAAAGACCGUCAAGGCUGCAUUACCAUUUAAAUCCCAAAUCCACGAAAUGAAACCCCAAAAGAAACAAACCUAUUUGGCCAAGAGAGCUGUUGUUUUAACAGACGAAGAGAAGAAGGCCAAGGACUUGUUGCAGAAGAUUGCAACAGUCAGAAACGCAAAGGAAGCCAAGAGAAAGUCGAAGAAGGAGGAGAAAUUCAAGGAUAGAUUAAAGAACUUGGCUAAGAAGGAUGAGUUAAGGAAGGAAAAGGAGAAAGAACGUAAGAAGGAUUUCUUUGCAAAGGAAGGUAAGAAGAGAUCAUUAGGAUCCAGCGAAGGUAAUACUGAAGCUUUUGGCAAGAAAAGACGUGCAUAGUUCUAUAAAUUACAAAUAACAAGUUACAAAUACCUGAGUGCAGAUUC
Messenger RNA from Suhomyces tanzawaensis NRRL Y-17324, 3627 nucleotides. RefSeq names its product GTPase (gene BMS1). Gene Ontology annotation, cellular component: 90S preribosome; nucleus. Gene Ontology annotation, biological process: maturation of SSU-rRNA from tricistronic rRNA transcript (SSU-rRNA, 5.8S rRNA, LSU-rRNA); endonucleolytic cleavage of tricistronic rRNA transcript (SSU-rRNA, 5.8S rRNA, LSU-rRNA); ribosome biogenesis. The record is from RefSeq and is a predicted model, not a curated record. NCBI's taxonomy places the organism in Eukaryota, Fungi, Ascomycota, Pichiomycetes, Serinales, Debaryomycetaceae. Gene Ontology annotation, molecular function: GTP binding; ATP binding; ATP hydrolysis activity. The coding region runs from base 20 to 3580 and encodes 1186 amino acids. The transcript has a single exon.